AUGACUGAGCAAGUUGUUUCCAAAGAACAACCAUCAGCGACUGAAAGCCCUAUGGACGUUGAUGUGCAGGGGGACACACCAGUUCUUGGGACCAAUGACUCUAAUACCAAAGAUAUCCCAGAGUUUUGGCUUUUCUUUUCAGACAACGUCGUUAGUAGCUGGGAUAGUGAAGGACAACAAGAGAUCUCUAGGCAAUUGGACGAGAAAGAACAAAACUUUGAAACCAUAGUUUACGAAACUUUGAUGAUCGUAAAAGACUUUCCGAAGAGACUUUCAAUUGAGAAACUACAAUCUUUUCUGAAUGAGCUGCUGAAGGAUAAUUUUAAGAGAUCGGAAACUUUUGUCCUUCUAUUCAACUGUUUAACGGUCAAUGACAAUAUGAUUCAACUACUGAAAUCUCUAGAUAUUGAAACCUCUAUAAAACUUGAUCAUCUAGAGAGAACAACGUUGGAGAAAUUGCAGUUGACAUCGAGGAGUUAUAAGCAGAAGACAUUUGCUUAUCUGAGGGAUAAUGUAUACUCAUUUGAAAACUUUACUCUCUUGGGAGAAUCUAAUGAAGGUUACAGUCGUUUAGUGCUACUGCUAACCGAAUACUUUAAAGGGGAGAAUACGAAAUAUGUUAUUCCAAUAAUGGUCGAUGAUGUGCUGAAAAUCAUGAAUCACUUUCAGCUGGAUUCAGUUAAAUGCUUGGAUUUGAUAUUCACUAUUUCUGCGACGUAUUCCUUAAAUCGACUGGAAUUGAUUCUGGACUUUUUGAAACAAACUCCCUUUUGGCCCGAAAAAAUAGUUCAACAUCAAAACAAACUUGACAUAGAGGCCGUUUUCAAAAACAUUUCUAACAAGAAUGACUCCGGAGGUAGUUUGAUAUCAUCUCAACUGGUUGCGAGCAAGAUUACGAGGUACAAUACCGAUGAGUUGACAGUUACUAAUGAAUUUUUUCUUUUCGUGUCAGUUCUUAUCCACAUUGGAUUCCUGAAAUUCUCUGUUAUAUUCGACAGUUUAUCAGAUCAGCCCGAUGAUGCCGCGGAAAAGCUUUAUGAAAUCUACAAAAGAAUGACUGAGGUGAAUAUAUUUGAGGCUUCUGCCUCAGCGUUAGCUUUGGCUGGACCUCUACCAGACGAUGAUGACCUUGAUAACUCAAACGGAGACGAUGUGACAAUGAAGGAUGCUUCGGAACCGAAUCCAGUGAAGCAACUAUCACCAAUGGAAGAAUUUCAAAUACUGUCUAAGCAGAGAAACAGUGCAAAGAUCGAACUGUUGAAAAGUUUUCUCAGCAUUGGGCUCUACAUGGAGUCCCUUUUAAUACUAUCGAAGUAUCCAUAUUUACCAUUGGUUGAUGAUCAAAUCGCCGACUUGAUCAACAGGUUUGUUUCUGCAUGCAUAAAUGACUAUUAUGAGAGCAGUACACAUCAUACUCUUCACCUUAAAGACAUCUUAGAACCUACAGCUAACUCCCAUUCCGCUCGUAUCAUGACAUUCGAUCCAUUUGAAAAAGAAGUUUCUGGAAAGAAAACUAUUUUCUUUUUUGAUUGGAAGGCCCUACUUCCAGAGAUCACGACCAGGGAGGAGUUUGUUAAACUGUGUCACGAACUUCUGCAUUUCAACUCUUUCAGGUUGACUAGAGAUCCAAUAUUACUGUCCAAGAUCUGUAGAAUCAUUUAUCAUGACAUUUCAAAACAUGGAAAAUCUCAAGAGGUUUUGGAUUAUUGGCUUCCAUUUUAUAGGUCCUUCAUUCUACCCUGCUUUCCAUUAUUGGAAGAAAAUUGCCCUUUGAUCCAGGAGCUUUUUAGAAUUAUUGCUGAAUACCCAUUAGAAGUGAGAUACAACCUCUAUGGAGAUUUACAUUACAACAUUUCAAAGAAUGUCCCCGAAAUCAAGUUGCCUUAUAAUAGGGCUGAAAAACAGACCAAAAAUGCAUUAAAGAGACUCUCCAAUACUAAUAUUCAAACAAUGACGAGAAAGUUGGCAAAAAUUGCUUUGUCAAACCCUAUACCUUGUUUGUUGGUUAUUGUCCAACAACUGGAGAGCUAUGAUAAUUUGAAUGAGCUUAUCGUUGAUGUUUCAAAGUAUUUUAACGAUUUCACCUGGGACGUUCUUCCAUUUAUCAUCCUGAUAAGGUUGACAGUAAACAGGCCACAUUAUCAACCUGAUGGGAUUAAUAUAUCCCAAUGGCUUCAAAGUUUGUCCGUAUUUCUCGGAGAAAUUUCAACAAGUUCUUCCCUAAUGAACAUUAAACCUUUGUUAGUAUUCAUUAUCAAACUAUUAUACAGGGAUAACUCUUUGGUUUUACCCAUUUUGAACCAGUUAUUGCUGUCAAUGGGGGGAAUUCAGAAAACAUCAAAUUUGACAUCCACACAGAUUAUUCAAUUAAAUUCUGAGCACAGUCUGAAAAGAAUUAUAUACAGUGUGAUACAAGAUAAACGACUACUGAAGACUCGACCGGCUAGUCGUCUCGUUGCCAGUUUGUUAAGAACGGGAGGGCUUUCUGAAAUUUUCGUUCUACUUUGUCAAUUAAUGACCAAACUUCAGUUAGACGUCGAUAAGAAUCAUCAAUUUUUGAAAGUUCUUGGACAGAGAAUAGAUGAUUUGAGUUCACUUAUCCAAUUGUUCACAGAAUUUAUCUUUUCCUUUGUUACACCUGACAAAUUCAAGCAAAAUUUUCCUUCCUUACUUGAGUUAUGUUCUGAUUUUAACAUUGAUGUUGCUUGGGCGUUUGAACUCUGGAGAAACUUCUCAAAAGAAUACAAUGUAGAGAUUAUUCAACGUAUCAAACCUGACUAUAACUGGAAAUAUCUCACUCCGCAGCUGUAUGCUUUCUUUUGGAAUUUGUCACUAUAUGACGUUGAUUAUUCUCCUGAGUUGUAUGAUGAUGCUAUUAAGAAAGUUGAACUUCAAAUAGCCAAGAUAGAAACACAAAUAAAGACCGCAAGCAGAACAGUUACUGGUGCCAACAUUCAGGUUUUGAAGAAAGAGCUUUCUGAACUAGCUCACUCUCAGUCGAAUAUACCUCUGGAUAAAGAGCGCCAUAAAAAACACAGCGAGAACUUCAAAAGGGAAGUGCAAGAAGCGAGACAGGAAUGGUUCAAAGAUUUUGGAAUUGAUAAUGCUGCUGAUCAGACCGCUGCUUUUCUAUCUUACUGUAUUCUCCCAAGGGCCACUCACUCAUCUUUUGACGCGGUUACUGCAGGGAAGGCCAUAUUUUUCCUUUACGAACACUGCCCAAAGAAUUUUCAUCUUAUUUCACUAUUGCAGCAGUUAUUUUCAGGCAGGUUUUUGCAUCAGGCGCUCUUCACUAGUACUUCCUCGGAAGCUGAAAACCUAGGAAUUUUUUAUUCCUACGUUCUGGAAGAGCUCAAUAAAUGGAGGGUUCCCGAUGAGUACCCCCUGAGUGAUUGUGAACACGAUAAAUUUUUGGAAACACUUUUCAAUUGGCAUGCAGAUCUUCUUGCCGAUAUUUCUAAGGCCUUAAAGGCAGAGAAUUUCAUGUCCCUUCAUAAUGCAAUAGUGUUUCUGAAAACUCCGGCUUCAUUAUUUCCAACUGUGGAGUCACAUUGCGAGUCUUUACUUUUUACUUUGGAUCAAAUCAUAUCAAACGAUACCAGAGGUGACAUCUUACUGCCCGCAAGGUCUUUAAGUGGCCUGAUCAAGGCACGUAGAUCUUCAUGGAUUUUAGGAUGGGACUUUUACGCAAUGGAUCUAAAGCAAAAGCAAUUUUUAUUGCUCAAAAAGAGAGCCAUUAACAGAAUCAGAAUCGAAAAGCGUAGGAAGGCCGAAGAGGAGGCAAGAAAAAUUGAAAUGGAAAAGAAUAAAGCUCCCAACGCAUAUGGUUUGGCUUCACUUCCUGUUCGCAAGGUGGUCAAAAUUAAAACAACAAUUGAAAGCCCCACAACUUUAAAUUCGGUCGACUUUUCUGAUAAUAAGAAGCAGGCCGAAAAACAGUACGAGAAUGGUAAAAGCAAAGAGGGAACCAAAAAGGCAAAGUUACCUGAGGGACCAAAGAAAGAGCACAAAAGAACAAAAGAGGAAAAGAGAGAAAGACAAAAGGAAAAGGAAAGGGUAAGGAUGAAAGACAAAGAGAAGCAGCAGGAGAAAGAAGGUGAUAUUGAGAAGGACACCGACAAGGUGACAGAGAAAGAGAACAAGAAGGAGAGUCCGAAAGAGAAAGAAAACGAGAAGGCACCAGAGAAGCGAGUAGAAGAGGUAAGCUCUGAAGGGAAAGGAAAAGAAAUUAAAGAUAGAGAACAAGAAAGACCCAGGUCAUCUGAAAACGAUCUAAAGGAAGACUCGUCCAAGCGCAGAGUAGAUACUAAAUCCGAUACACCUCCUCACUCCAAUCAAGACAACUCAGAAGUAAAAGCACCAGGUAAAUCUACAAGAGAAUUGCUUGAGGCAAGAUUGAAACAGGAGAAAGAGUUUGCUAGGCAAAAGAACCAGACCGGUGGUAAGAACAACUCAAGACCUCCUUCCAGAUCUGAAAAGGAAGCGGAGAGUACAGAUGUUCGAACAGAGUCUCGAAAUGAUUUUAGAGGUGAUGUGAAGAAAGAGAUUCCAAGAUUUCCAAGACGAAAUGAGUAUCCUUCUAGCCGCAACUAUCAGAGACCCGUUUCAACUGUUAGUCGUGGCCUCCCUCAAGGACCUGCUCGGGAUAGACAAGAUUCUGACAAGCCACUUCCACCUCCUUCCCAACCGCCACCCGGCCCGUAUUCAACUUCAAGAGGACCCUCAUAUUCUGGCCGAGGUGGACCGAGACAACCACAAAGUCAAACAUUUCAAUCAAGGGAUAGGGGAAACCAGUCUGGAUUCAGAGAUAGAAAGAGACACCGGGAUGACACUGAUUACUACUCUCGUGGAAAGAGGACUUACGAUUCGAAAGGUUCCAAUUAUCAUGACCGAGAAAAGAGAUACGAUUGA
This is a messenger RNA of Komagataella phaffii GS115, 4911 nucleotides long. Its product is annotated as Subunit of the THO complex. The record is from RefSeq and is a predicted model, not a curated record. Gene Ontology annotation, cellular component: THO complex part of transcription export complex. The coding region runs from base 1 to 4911 and encodes 1636 amino acids. Gene Ontology annotation, molecular function: mRNA binding. NCBI's taxonomy places the organism in Eukaryota, Fungi, Ascomycota, Pichiomycetes, Pichiales, Pichiaceae. Gene Ontology annotation, biological process: mRNA export from nucleus; mRNA processing. The transcript has a single exon.